AUGGGGACCACCGAAGCCACACUCCGGAUGGAGAACGUGGACGUGAAGGAAGAAUGGCAGGACGAAGCUCUGCCCAGGCCACUCCCGGAAGAGACGGGGAUGGACUUGCUUGGCAGCCCCACAGAAGACACGUCCUCCCCUCCCAACACGCUGAACUUCAACGGGGCUCAUCGUAAGCGAAAGACGCUGGUGGCCCCUGAGAUCAACAUUUCCCUGGACCAGAGUGAGGGCUCCCUGCUGUCAGAUGACUUCCUGGACACCCCCGAUGACCUGGACAUCAACGUGGAUGACAUCGAGACCCCUGAUGAGACUGACUCACUGGAGUUCCUAGGGAACGGCAAUGAGCUGGAGUGGGAAGAUGACACCCCCGUGGCCGCCGCCAAGAACAUGCCCGGGGACAGCGCGGAUCUGUUUGGGGACGGUUCGGCGGAGGAUGGCAGCGCAGCCAACGGGCGUCUGUGGAGGACGGUGAUCAUUGGGGAACAGGAACACCGGAUCGAUCUACACAUGAUCCGGCCCUACAUGAGGGUGGUGACCCACGGAGGGUACUACGGCGAAGGUCUCAAUGCCAUUAUCGUCUUUGCCGCCUGCUUCCUCCCGGACAGCAGCUCCCCCGACUACCACUACAUCAUGGAGAACCUCUUCCUGUACGUCAUCAGCAGCCUGGAGCUCCUCGUGGCGGAAGAUUACAUGAUUGUGUACCUGAACGGCGCCACGCCCCGGCGGAGGAUGCCAGGCAUUGGCUGGCUGAAAAAGUGCUAUCAGAUGAUCGACAGGAGACUUCGGAAAAACCUGAAGUCCUUAAUCAUCGUCCACCCAUCCUGGUUCAUCCGCACCGUUCUGGCCAUCUCCCGCCCUUUCAUCAGCGUCAAGUUCAUCAACAAGAUCCAGUAUGUGCACAGCUUGGAAGAUCUGGAGCAGCUCAUCCCCAUGGAGCACGUGCAGAUCCCAGACUGCGUGCUACAGUACGAAGAGGAACGGCUGAAGGCCAGGAGAGAAAGCGCAAGGCCACAGCCGGAGUACGUCCUGCCCAGGUCUGAAGAGAAGGCGGAGGCGGGGCUGGCGGAAGACAGGUCUGCUCUGGCCACAGAAGAUCAGGAAACGAGCAUGUCCUGA
Molecule: messenger RNA, 1116 nt
Organism: Rangifer tarandus platyrhynchus (Svalbard reindeer)
Lineage: Eukaryota; Metazoa; Chordata; Mammalia; Artiodactyla; Cervidae
Source: the annotation of a GenBank genome assembly